Molecule: messenger RNA, 993 nt
Organism: Rhizophagus irregularis DAOM 181602=DAOM 197198
Lineage: Eukaryota; Fungi; Glomeromycota; Glomeromycetes; Glomerales; Glomeraceae
Molecular function (GO): protein binding; zinc ion binding
Source: RefSeq, a predicted model, not a curated record
UAUUGCAGACAAGUCAACAUCUUCAUAUGAAUUCAAAUUAAUUCUUCGUGGAUCUCGAGAUGGAUUUGAAUCCGAUAUAUUUCAUGAGAUUUGUGAUAAUCAAUUAUGCACUGUAACAAUUAUUAAAGUAAAGGGUAAUAACCAAAUUCUUGGAGGAUAUAAUCCAAUUAAAUGGAAAUCUGGUCGUGGUUAUGGUGCUACUAAGGAUAGCUUUAUAUUCUCUUUUAAGGAUGGAGAUGAUAUUAAUGAUCAUAUUUUAAGUCGUGUCAUGAAUGAAAAUUGUGCUAUAUUUAACGACCGUACUUAUGGACCAUCAUUUGGUGGCGCCGAUCUUGUUUUACGGGGUAACAGUGGACAUUGUAUAAAGGAUAGUUAUGAAAAACAAAUCAGAUGUCCUUCUUCAGAAUCUGUUUUACAUUAUGGCGCAACGUGUGACUGCUGUAACUAUACUAUCCGUGGAAUGGGAUGGGAGUGUACAACCUGUGAAGAUUAUGAUUUAUGUCAUGUUUGUAAACCCAAAUCAUAUAUUCAUCAUCAUCCGAAUGAUCAUGUGUUCGAACUUAUAUCACAUUCAGAAUCUUCUGAUUGUGCUCCUCAAUUUGCUGAACAUGACGGUAUAAUGUGUAAGUGCUGCAACAAAACAAUUCAUGGAAUGAGAUGGAAGUGUACAUUUUGUAAUAAUUAUGAUUUAUGUCAAGAUUGUAAAUCCAAAUCAUCAAAUAUUCAUGAUCAUCCAAAUAAUCAUGCUUUUCAACCUAUCGCAUAUCCAGAAUUUGAAUUUGAUAUCAGUGAGCCAAAUCCUACUAUUUGUGACUAUUGUGAAUCAAGCUGCCUCCUUGCAAUAUGUCAAAAAUGUGCUAAUGGUGAAUUUUGUGUAGAAGAAUGCGAAAUAUUUCAAGUUAUAAAAAGAUAAAUUAUAUUUAGAACUUGCUGUGUAAACCUCUGCAAUUUGGAUUAAUAAGAUUAAUAAAUAAUAAAAUGUACUGAAAAAAU